AUGUACACGGUGCCGCCUGCCCCGCGAAAGCCAGCCAAAGAGAAGCCUCCUGCAGGAAGAAAUCGGUCUGUACCACGCGUCACGCAGAUCAUUUUAAUCCUGUGGGCUGUCUUCUGGCUCUACGCAUGCUUAGUCGUCGGUGUGAAAGUUAUGGAAUUGAUGGGCCAUUUUAUACAGAACCUUGGAAUCGCUAACCGCAAAGUGGGACUGAUCCGGGUGGAAAAUUCUUCUAAUAUCUCAGCUGUAUUUCCUGAGCAAUUAGACAUCAUUGAUGUUACUCAGUUUCACAAAGAUUCAUGGCCUGGAAUGUCGUCUUUGGAUGUGGGACAAGGGGAAGAAGCCUUUAAUGAUGCCCUAGGAAACGGAAGUGUAUCCCAUACGAAUGUGGAAUUUGUUGGGGCAGAAGAAGACCAAAUAGCAUCACUGAAGAACUACAGCGGGACUGGAGACUUCUACAACAUGAUGCCUGCACCAGAGCUCGUAAGAGUUCAUGUUUCUACAGCCGGUGUGACAACGAAUAUGGCUGUCGGUGACUUUAAAAACGAAAGUCUUGCUUCUGAUCCGGUCUUCAACGACACUUCAACAGGUGUCAAUUAUAAAUCGAGCGACCCCAUCGAUGAUGGAGAUACCUCCAAAACUACCACCACUGAACCAUCCCCCGACUUCAUCGCCGCCCUCCGAGCUAACUCCACUGGCGCGACUUUCUUGGCAGCUCGUCUUGCGUCGUACACCGCCACUGCUCCAGAAGAGGCCAAAUCACCUAAGAAUCGCGGUGCAAUUUUGUGGAAAGUGAAUGUCGACUAG
Molecule: messenger RNA, 804 nt
Organism: Gryllus bimaculatus (two-spotted cricket)
Lineage: Eukaryota; Metazoa; Arthropoda; Insecta; Orthoptera; Gryllidae
Source: the annotation of a GenBank genome assembly